AUGCGAAUCUCUACUCUGCUGCAAAUUCUAAACCAAAUUUCUUUCUUUGCGAAACUAGUUAUGGCUAAAAGAGUACGAACCAAAUCAAUUGGGCAAUAUAAUUGUGUCGUUACGAUAGUAAUAAUGAAUAAAACAAUCAGCAAGUUAUUACAACAAGAAGAACCAGAUCAAGUUCAUGUUGUCAUCUUCAAAUACAACUCAACAUCCAGCUCAUACUUACAACAAUGUAGCAAGCCUUUAUUGUAUAUUCGCGACCGAUUUCGAAAGAAACUAAUUGCAGUCGAAUUGUUCCACAAGUGGUGCACCAUCAAAAUUCGACAUCAGUGUUUGAUCUAUAGGACUAAUCCUCCGUGCACAUUUGAACAAAUUAUAUUUUCUCUUAGAAGAAGGCACAUUAAAUUGCAGCUAGGCUGCCAAUCGAAUAUUGAAAUUAUCCAGCAAGCUAAAUUUGAAUACGACAAGAUAUCAGUUUUGGAAGUUUUUGACAAAGAUCUAUGCAGAAGUGUUGAUUAUAUUCAAGCACUGUACAAUACAGUAUCUUCCGAUUCAGCAAAUGAAGCUGUAAUUUGGGAAGAUAAAAGAGAAAGUGUCACAGCAAAUCAAUUUUUCGCAGAACAGAUCAAUCAUAGAUUUAUAAGAGCAAUAACAGAAGUGAAGAGAUACAAGGAAAAAGGCUUCUAUCGAGACCUGCGUUAUUAUUUAAAGUGGGUAUAUCUUUGCAUGGGAGCUCUAACAACCAUCGCGUUCGCAGCUACCGUAUCAACGCUAAUUGCAGAAUUUCAUUUCCAACGUCAACACUAUUUAGCCAAAAAUAAACCCGUUAAACUGAUUAUCAACAGAGAACUUCUAAAUCAAGUUCGAUUAGCAAAGCGUGCUUUGCAUCCCAUUGUUCCGGGGACAUGA
Messenger RNA from Brugia pahangi, 903 nucleotides. The record is from the annotation of a GenBank genome assembly. Lineage: Eukaryota; Metazoa; Nematoda; Chromadorea; Rhabditida; Onchocercidae.